AUGAACGACAGUUCCGGUCACGUUCGUCUUUCCUCAACCGGAUCCACUCGAGCUGCAUCUGCCGCCGCAAUGUCGACGUCGAGUCCAUGGGGCUUUGACACGAAGAAGCGAAAUCGUAUGUUGAAGAGAUAUCGGACUCAAGUAGCCUCUGCGACCUCGACGAUUUGUGCUACACUAGCUGUGACACCUCUAGAAAAUCUCAAGACUCGAAUGCAAACUCAUAAUUUCCGGAACCUCAAAGAGUGUGCAAAAUAUAUAUGGCGUACGGAGGGGUUUCGAGGUUAUACAGCUGGCUUUCUGCCUCCGCUCAUGAGUGUCACCUUUGUGCGGGUUAUCAGCUUCAGUACUUAUCAGGCCGUGAAAUAUCGCAUUUCCGACGAGUAUGAACGUCUCACUGGCGUCUCUCCUCUGCUUUACUACAAUCAGCCUGGCAGUGUUCCUAGUUUCGCGACAAUUACUACAUUUACAGUGGCUGGGAUGUGCGCAGGUCUCGCUGCCUCACCGUUUGCUUGCCCCUUUGAGCUAGCGAAAAAUGUCGUCCAGACAUCAGUAUUAAUGGCAUACCGUUCUCAAGCCUCGCCGGAUGCCGUUCGAGAUCCUCGUGUACGCUCAUUACCGCGCUUGGGCACCAUCCAGGCUUUUAGAAAAAUCAUCAGUCGUCAUGGUUUCCGCGGUCUUUACACCGGAUACUAUCUUCAUGCCAUUCGCGACACCAUUGGAACUGGGUUAUACUUUGGGAUAUAUGAAACAGUCAAGCAGAUCAUUGCCAAAGAGAUGGGCAAACCGGCGCAAACCCCAUUCGGUCCUCCGAUGGUAGCAGGUGCUUUGUGCGGGACUAUACCUUGGCUGGUUACUUAUUCACUCGACACACGAAAGACACGCGCCCAGAGUAUUCUACUCGGCAGAACAAAGGAGAUCGGUGAAGCCUCGGUGGCCGUGUCGAGAUCCAGCAUGUACAAGGGUCUCUCCGUUUCCCUGAUGCGGACUAGCUUCCAGAACAUGAUCCUUUUCAGUCUUUUCGAAUACACCAAGGCUCAGAUCAAUAGCCUUGAGACAUGA
This is a messenger RNA of Talaromyces marneffei, 1059 nucleotides long. RefSeq lists its product as uncharacterized. Lineage: Eukaryota; Fungi; Ascomycota; Eurotiomycetes; Eurotiales; Trichocomaceae. The record is from RefSeq and is a predicted model, not a curated record. Bases 1 to 1059 code for a protein of 352 amino acids. Gene Ontology annotation, biological process: transmembrane transport. Gene Ontology annotation, molecular function: transmembrane transporter activity. The transcript is spliced from 6 exons.